Molecule: messenger RNA, 10278 nt
Organism: Paramuricea clavata
Lineage: Eukaryota; Metazoa; Cnidaria; Anthozoa; Malacalcyonacea; Plexauridae
Source: the annotation of a GenBank genome assembly
AAACCGUCCCUUACGUACCGAACAACGAUAUGUGAAUAAAGUAUUAAAAAGAACGAGUUGAUCACAAGUUAAUUAAGCAGACUUUAGCAUCUACAUUAGUUUAAUCACUAGUUUGAACAUGGACGAAGCUAUUCUAAACGAGCGAAUGAUUCAACUUAAGCGAGCACGAUCGGGCUAUAAAUCGGUUCUAACUAGAGGGAAGAACAAACUUCUCGAGCUAAUGAAGAGUCAUGACCAAGUGAGCGUUGAAGCAAUAAAGCGAAAAAAUGAUGAAAUAGACGAGACCUUUAACAUGUUUGCCGUCGCUCACGUUAAUGUCCACAGUCAGCUUGUCGAGCGGAGCGAAAUAGAACAAUCAGAACAAUAUUAUAAAGACGAAUACGACGAAAUACAGCUAUUGUACAAGAAAGUAAACCUGUGGAUCGAGGACAUGGAGCAAAGAACUAGACUUCAAGUCGAAGACGAAGUAAAUCCUGAAGAUUCUGCCAGCCAGAGAAGCGCCACAGGACGAUCAACAACAAGUAACCUGUCCAAACACUCAACAUCCAGCUCAACUAAGCUACGGUUGGUUGAAGAAGCAGCUAAUCGGAAAGCGCUCGAAGCUAAACUCGAACUACUAGGAGAAAAACAAGCUUUAGCCGAAAGACGACUCAAGCUACAGAAAACAAGGGACGAAGAGAACAUGCGCCUACAGCAGGCUGAAGAACGACUGACAGUUAAAUCUGAAUUGGCUGAAUGUUAUGCAAGAGAGAAAGUAUUUGCCGAAGCCGAAGCAGCAGAGCGUGGGGCGUCUUUGAAUAUUAAAGAACCAUUGUCAAGGACAAAGUCAACAUCAUUGAAGCAUGAACAAUCAAUGUCGGGGGCGUCAAACAGUCUCAAAUCGGACAAUAGACCAUAUGAAGACAAUAGCGAAGUAUUGUGUGAAACAAAACGGCAAUUAAUUAACUCUGUUCGUAACCGUGAAAUAAAUCCUUUAACCUUGAAUGAUUUAUUCAUACAACAACAAACGAAUGCGAUGGCGUUGGCGUUACCGAAACCGAGCGUACCUUUGUUUGGUGGGAAUGCGAUGGAAUAUUGCGACUUUAUUCGAGCGUUCGAAAACAUUAUCGAAGCAAAUACAAAGAGCUCCAGCGCAAGAUUGUAUUACCUCAUACAAUAUACAACUGGGGAAGUACAAGAGCUAAUGCGUAGCUGUUCGGCGAUGGAUCCUGAAAGAGGUUAUCUCGAAGCAAGGAAACUUUUAAAGAAAAGAUUCGGUCAGAAUUAUAGAAUUGCCACAGCCUAUGUCGAUAAACUCACGAAAGGACCGGUUAUUAAAAGAGAAGACAACGCAGCCAUUCAACGAUUGUCGGUUCAGUUAACAUCGUGUAUGAACACACUUACUGAAAUCGGUUAUAUGAGCAAGAUCGAGAACCCAGAGUGCUUGAAGUUAAUCAUCGCAAGACUACCGUACGAUACGAGAAAAAGGUGGCGUGUCGUCGCCGAUAAUAUAACUGAGGAUGAAGAGAGAGAAAUUUCCCUUCGCGAUGUUACUCGAUUUGUCGAAAGGCAAGCACGAAUCGUCAAUCAUCCCGUGUUUGGUAACAUUUCAGCUGAUUAUGACUAUACUGGCAAAAGGAUCAGAAACGAGAAACUGAAAGGGACUAGUUUAGCUACGCAAGUUGGGAAAAGGAAUGAUGAUACUAAACGGAAAGGCAACUUCGGCAAUGUUGAACCACCAAGACCAAUCAAGAAUUGCAUUGUUUGCAACCAAGCCCAUACACCGGAAGAAUGUUCAAAAUUCCGAGCUAUGUCCUACGAAGAACGCGUGGAACUUGUCAAACGUAAAGGUUUAUGUUUCAAUUGUUUAACACCUCAUCAUAUGGCAAAGGAUUGUCGAAGACAGAAGAGUUGCAAAGAGUGUGGUCGAAGACAUUCUACAAUGUUGCACCUAACUCCCUCGAGAAACGAUCAGCGCUUGGGAAGUCAACGCAAUUUAUCGUCAGCCGAGAAACAAGUUCAAACGGAAGAAAGUUUUACCAGUAACGAGCGAUCGUGUACAUUUACAGACGUGCCAAGAUUAGCAGUUGGCCUAUCAGUCGUUCCAGUCAAGGUUAAAGUCAAGAAGGACGGACACCCAGAACGCUAUAUCUCAACUUAUGCUCUAUUGGACGGCGGGUCAAACACUACGUUCUGCACGGAGGCGCUUAAAGAUCAAUUGGGUUUGACAGGCGAUACAACCAAAUUCUCACUAACAACUAUGACAAAGAAGAACAAAGAAACGAAAAGUACUGUCGUUAGUUUCGAAGUGUAUGAUCUUGACGAAAACGUUUUCCUUGAACUACCAACAGUGUUCACAAUGCCUUCAAUGCCAGUAACUCAAGACGACAUACCCAGGCAAGCUGACGUAGAUCGGUGGCCACACUUAAACGGAAUACGAUUGGAGCAUAUAAAUGCAGAAGUUGGUUUACUGAUUGGCAAUGAUAAUAUUAAAGCACUCGAGCCGGAAGAAAUACGUAAAGCAGAGAACGGCGGUCCUUACGCUGUUAGAACACAGUUUGGAUGGGCAUUAAACGGACCACUUGGUCGACAUCAUAGCAGUGACGCGAGACGAUCAUCGAAUUUCAUAAAGACCAAUGUUGGACUCACCGAACAGUUCGAACGUUUCUGUAAUAGAGAAUUUAACGAUAGCAUAGACGAAGAAAAACUACAAUUCUCUCAAGACGACCACAAAGCUUACAGCAUCAUGAAAGAAACAAGUAGAUUGAACGAUGGUCACUACGACAUCGCUCUACCUUGGAGAAUGGAGGAACCUUGCCUACCCGAUAAUAAACUAUUGGCACGACAUCGUCUCAACGUUUUGAAGAAAAAGCUUACGAAAAACCAAGAGCUGUUUCAGAAAUACUCCGAGUUCAUUGGAAACUUGCUUAGCAUGGGCUAUGCGGAAAAGGUACCGGAAGAAGAACGUGAUCGAUCUGAUGGACAUGUUUGGUAUUUGCCACAUCACCCAGUGUUCCAUCCGACGAAAGGAAAACUCCGCGUAGUAUUCGACUGUUCCGCGAAGUAUAGAGACAUUUCGCUCAACAGCCAACUUCUAACGGGACCCAAUUUGACCAAUACACUCGUGGGAGUUUUAAUGCGAUUUAGACAAGAUCCAGUGGCGAUCAUGAGCGAUAUCGAGGCCAUGUUCCACCAGGUUCGCGUCAUAUGUAAUCAGCGAGAUUUUCUACGAUUCCUUUGGUGGCCUGGAAAUGAUUUGUUGCAAGAGCCAGUCGAGUAUAGAAUGAAAGUACACCUAUUCGGAGCAGUUUCAUCCCCAAGCUGCUGCAGUUUUGCAAUUCAGAAGACUGCCGAAGAUAACAAGGAUUCCUUUGAUGCAGAAACAAUCCAGACUGUAAUGCGCAACUUUUACGUGGAUGAUUGCUUGAAGUCCGUGGAAAACGACCUUGUCGCAAUUAACCUAGUGCAACAACUCCGACAACUGAUGGCGAAAGGUGGGUUUCGCUUAACGAAAUGGUUAUCCAACUCUCGGCGAGUUCUCGAAGCCAUUCCUGAAUCAGAAAGAGCAGCUACAGUCAAGAACCUCGACUUAGAAGAUUUACCCAUUGAAAGAGCACUUGGAAACCAUUGGAAUAUCGAAAUGGACGUCUUUGGUUACAACGUCACAAUCAAAACUCGUCCACAGACUCGGCGUGGUAUUCUAUCUAUAGUUACCUCCAUUUAUGAUCCUUUGGGCAUAGCAGCACCGUUUGUUCUACCAGCUAAAUUGAUUUUACAAGAACUGUGUCGUAAAGGAGUUGGUUGGGACGAGCCUAUUCCGGAAGAGCAUCGGAUUCGGUGGGAACGAUGGUUAGCAGAAUUACCAAGAUUAGCAGAAUUCUCAGUCAGUCGUUGUUUCAAACCAGUCGAAUUUGGCCCAGUCGUGUCCUGCCAAUUACAUCAUUUCUCUGACGCGUCCGAAAGUGCUUAUGGUGCCGUGUCGUACGUGCGAAUGGUCAACCAAGAUGAGAAGAUCCACUGCGCUUUCUUGAUCGGGAAAUCGCGGGUAGCUCCACUCAAAUCAAUGACCAUACCGAGACUCGAACUGUCGGCAGCGACUGUUUCUGUUCGACUCGACAAGAUGGCAAGACGAGAAUUAGAAUUGCCCAUUGACGAUUCGAUAUUUUGGACCGAUAGCACUUCCGUCCUCCGCUACAUCGAAAACCAAGAUAAACGUUUCAAUACGUUCGUAGCGAAUAGAAUUGGUGCCAUUCGGGAUAAUUCUUCUCCGUCGCAGUGGAGACACGUUGAUGGGAAAUUGAAUCCGGCAGACGAUGCUUCUAGAGGUUUAUCCGCUGAUGACUUCCUGAGCUGCGCAAGAUGGAUAAAGGGGCCGGAGUUUCUUUGGCGUCCGUCAGAAGUCUGGCCAAAGCGACCCGACGGCUUGGGAGAAGUUUUAUCCGAUGACCCUGAGGUGAAGAAAGACGUGAUAACGUGUAUUUCAAUUAAAGAUGAAGGUGUAAGGACAGUCGAUUCAAUCAUUGAACACUUUUCAUCGUGGGCUCGAUUGAAGAAAUUUUUCGCCUGGAUGCUGCGAUUUAGACAGAAUUUACUCGUAGCUCACCGUAAACGUAGCAAUGGAAAUUCAGCAAAUGAUCAUCAACAGAGUACCAUCAAACCUAUUACUGUCACCGAAUUGAAGAUAGCUGAAAGGGAGUUGUUGAAGCAUGUGCAGAAAACGAAUUUUCCCGAAGAGUUAGCGAGUUGUCGUGGCGCCAUUGUUCCAGCAAGCAAAUCAACACGGGGGGCACGCGUAAAGAAGACUAGUUCGAUAUUCACGUUAGAUCCUGUGCUGAUUGAUGGGCUAUUACGAGUUGGCGGCCGCCUACGACGCGCUUCAAUACCUGAAGAUGCAAAACAUCAAGUUAUUAUACCGAAAGCUCACCAUGUUACAGAUCUGAUCGUUCGUCAUUAUCACGAAGUAUCUGGACAUUCGGGUAGAGAAUACGUACUGUCACUGCUGAGGGGAUCAUUUUGGAUCAUCCAUGCCAAUACCGCUGUUCGAAGAAUACUAAGUCGAUGUGUCGAUUGUCGUAGAAGGCAGGGAUCUCCUGGGGAGCAAAAGAUGGCGGAUCUACCUGCGGACCGAGUCACUGCAGAUCAACCACCAUUUACAAAUGUCGGAGUAGAUUUCUUCGGACCGUUUUUCGUUAAGAGAGGUCGGGCAGAAGUUAAAAGAUAUGGUUGCAUCUUCACUUGUCUGUCGACGAGAGCAGUCCACAUAGAGGUGGCCCAUUCUCUCGAUACGAGUUCGUUUGUAUACGCCUUGCGUCGAUUUAUCGCAAGGAGAGGAAAUCCAAACCAGAUGAGAAGCGACUACGGCACGAACAUUGUCUGUGGUGGAAAGGAAAUCCGACAAGCUAUUAAAGAAUGGAAUCAGCAGCAAAUUAACGAGUUUUUAUUACAACGAGAUAUACAGUGGCUUUUUAAUCCUCCAGGAGGUUCUCAUCAUGGUGGUAUAUGGGAAAGAUGCAUAAGAUCCGUCCGGAAAGUAUUAGCUGCCUUACUUCACGAACAAAGAUUGGACGAUGAAAGUUUGCCUACCUUCCUAUGCGAAGUUGAAGCAAUUUUAAACGGAAGACCUCUUACAAGUGUCUCAAACGAUCCGAGAGAUUUAGAAGCACUUACUCCUAACCACCUACUUUUGCUACGAGCUGGUCCAGACUUACCACCUGGUAUGUUUACAAAGGAAGAUUGUUACUCACGAAGAAGAUGGCGACACGUGCAAUAUUUAUCAGACCAAUUCUGGAGACGUAGCUCUUCUUCAAAGCAGACAGAAAUGGAACCGUUCCCGUAGGAAUUUUCGCGAAGGAGAUAUCGUUCUAAUAGUGAAUGAGACAACCCCAAGAAGUUCCUGGCCGUUGGCAAGAAUUACAGAAGUUUACCCCGACGUCAAGGGUCAAGUAAGAAAAGUUAAAUUACGGACAAGAUUAACAAUAUUAGAACGACCUAUAACUAAGUGUAUUUUAUUAGAAGGAGUGGAUGAGUUCUAAGUAACUGAACAGAUUUGAAUUGAAAUACUUUGUACAAGAUACACUUUAUCCAUAGUUAUUUAAAGGGGCCGGGAAUGUAACUUCUGUUAAUUAGAUAUUAACAUAAGAAUGGAAUAUUGACAUCAGAAUAUUUAAUAAGCUAUAAACGCUUGCGCAAGAACCUUUUUAGGUUAGAUAUGACUAAGAAGCUAAGGUUAUAACAUGUAGAUGUACAAGACAUAAUUAAGAUAUUCUACACGAUGUGGAAUAAAUCCCUGGAUAACGUCAAAGUGAUUGUAAGUAUAUAUAUAUAUAUAUAUAUAUAUAUAUAUAUAUAUAUAUAUAUAUAUAUAUAUAUAUAUAUAUAUAUAUAUAUAUGUGCGAACGUUUAAUAUUUGUAGACCAUAUUGUUCAUAUUUAAGUGUUUGUAAAUUUGUAGAAACCGUACCGUUACGUACCGAACAACGCUAUGUGAAUAAAGUAUUAAAAAGAACGAGUUGAUCACAAGUUAAUUAAGCAGACUUUAGCAUCUACAGUGUAAAUAAUAUAGAUGUAUUUUACUGUAUGGAAAAUACUUGUUAUAUUAAUAAAUUAAGCAACAUUUUGUUGUAUGAAUAAAGUUUACUUGAUUUCUGUACAAUUUAGCAAGUGUUAUUUUUCAAAAUUAUGCCAAUUUUAAAUAUUAUAACAAAUACGUCCGAACAGUUUUUAUAGAAAUAAUUGUUUGUCAGUUUUUGGCAAUAAUGAAGAGUUUUGACAAACGUAAAUUAAGUGGAACGACGCAAAAUUAUGUACAGAUUAACGUAAUUCUCCUGAGAACGAAUCUUCUUUGGAAAAAGUGGGAUUAAAUUGUCACAAAUGUCCAAACGAAAUCUAAAUUUGUGGUUAAAAUCUCGUAAUAAAAAGAUUUUGUCCACAAAAUUGCUAAAUAGAAUAUUGCACUUAGCUCUGGAACGUGUUGUAUAUUCUGCAGCGCAUAUAACAUAAUAAUUCACGAUAAGGCAAUGUAUAGUCAAAAGUGUAUAUAGCGAAUGUUUGAGUGAAUUCCAAAGAGUAUAUAGUGUAUAUGUAUAUACAAUAUACGUUAUUAUCAGUAUAUAGUCAAAAGUACAGUGGCCCACACCGGCAACACAGAAAUAUAAUAGAAUUACGAAAAAAAUUCUUAUUACUGAUAUAUCAUAAAUAUAUAAACAGUAUAACAAAUACAUUUUCAGUACAGAAAUAUUUCUCAGUACACAGAUAUAUUUCUCAGUACUCAUGCAGAUAUAUAUUUCAUAGUACUCAGAAAUAUUUCUCAGUACGUAGAUAUAUUUCUCAGUAAGCAGAAAUAUUUCUCAGUACGCAUGCAGAUAUAUUUCUCAGUACGCAUGCAGAUAUAUUUUCUCAGUUCGCAGAUAUAUUUCUCAGUACGCACAUAUAUUUCUGAGAACGCAGAAAUAUAUCUCAGUACGCAGAAAUAUUUCGCAGUACGCAAAAAUAUUUCUCAGUACACAGAUAAAUUUCUCAGUAUGCAUGCAGAUAUAUAUUUCUCAGUAUACGCAGAAAUAUUUCUCAGUACGCUCCACCUAAACUUUACACGUGAGCAAGGAAGCACCGCCUAAACUUUACACGCGAGCAAGAUGGCAGGGGCUAUUUCGCUGGAAUCAGAGUGACAAAACGUAAGAAAGCAACGGUUGUCUAACACUGACCCUAUUUCAAACACCAACCCUAACGGCAACCCUAAUCCUUACCCUAACCUAACCCUACUCCAAGUUUGUUUCUAAACCAAUCUUGAAGAAAAAUUUUUGGACGAAAUGUCAUUCUGAGGUCAGCGAAAUAACAUUUUCCGAGCAAGAUGGCUGUGAAUCAGUCGAGCGCGAAGUUUCGCUCCAAUUGUAGAUUUGUUUAGAAAAAAACAUUUGUUUUUGCCCAAAGUGUGGAAAAGACAUAAUAAAUAAUGCCAACAUCAAAGAAGAUGAAAAGUUCAAGACUGAAAUACCCUCCGGCAGGGCAAGUAGUAGCAGUAGAUUCGCAAUGCCAAGGUUUUCCUUGCCAAGCUUUCACGCCUUUAAAACCAAGAAAGAAACGGAACGACAAAAUUCGCUUGCCAAAAAGAGUGCCACUAUUAACAAGAAAAGGAAAAUAGAAGACAAAGAAAAAGUAAAACGGGGAGAAACGAUUCCGUUCAUGAUUUCUUCGACCGCCUCAGGACAUACGAUUCUUGCAGCAGCGGUUAAAGAGCAUGGUGACUUUAACAGGCGUUUUGUGAAUGUCAAAGGAAGCAACUACAUGUUGAUUUUCAAAGAUGGCGGCGAUGUUGAGUUUGUUCCAGGCACUGACACUUCACAGCGGUAUAAAGAAGUAUCGGGAUAUGGGUAUUCUAGGAUAUAUUUAUAUCUUUUACCCAUCUUUGACGAACCCGAGCCGGGUAGAUUGAAUAUUAGUGACAGUGAAGAUGAAAAGGAUGAAUUGCCAGCAGUCACCUGGUUAAUAAAGAAUGCUACCUCACAAAGUAAGAUAUUGAAUUUGUAUUGGCAGAUUGCAUUUAUUUUCUGUGCGGAAAAUAAAUGCAAUCUGCCAUUAUAUUAAUACCAGUCAUUUUUCAUUGAAAUUUCAUUUAUAAAUUAUUAAUAUGUAUAUAAGCAGCAUCAGGGGCGUAGCGACUGGGGGGAGUAAUUUCAGAUAAAUUUCCAGCAUAUUUUCAGGUAAAUUCAGUGAACUUUGCACUCUGAAUCAGAAUUAACAUUCUAACUACUAAGGACAAUCAGACACAAUGUAUGUGGGGGAGGGGGAGGAGACAUGGACAAAUACCCUUUCUGACGAUCUGAAUUUCCAAAUUUUCUCAAUUUUCCUAGUCACAUUAAACUGUAAGUAACAUUGUCAAUUGAUCAGUAGUUGUUUUACUUAUCUUCAUCGUUAGGCAGCACUAAAAUAUUGAAAUAUUAUGAAUAUUGAAUACCAUGACUUGCAUACAUUUGAAAUUAUUCUAUAUUUAUCAGGUAGCCAGUUUGUAAUGGUAUAUAGUUGUAUUAAUCCACGUGCCAGCAGAAUAUAACACUCUACCGGCAAAUGUAAACAAAUACACACCUACGAAAUAACCUUAAUUUUUCAUUGCUUGAAAACUAAUUCGUCCCUAUAGUUAUAGUCAUUAUCAACAUUGUAGCGAUUUAUGGGCCUUUGAAAGUCAAACACGAUCAUGUAUCAAAUUAAGCAAUUGUCUGAACAAAAAUUAGACUAGCCAUAAAUAGAUAAAUAGAUAGAUAGAUUGAUAGAUAGAUUGAUAGAUAGAUAGAUAGAUAGAUAGAUAGAUUUGAUUGAUUGAAAUCUUUAGUUAAACACGGUGGUUUUAUCAAAUGGAAUAAAUAAUAAUUAUUUACAAUUUGUUUUUCCUAAAAGCCGUGUGUAAUUUACAAAAUACGUACAUAUUUACAAUUUUUUUAAUUUUUGAAGGAAAAGAAACCAUUUACAAUUAUUCAUAGAAUAAUAACUGACUAUUUUGGCUGACUCGUACCCAGUCGUCAAUUUAUAUAGAUCAGUGUACGGAGUUUUGCGUUGCAUGAUGGGAACGACGAAGCAAAAUUGACGACUGGCAGAUCACAAAGAAACAUGGCGGAAACAGUAAUGGCGGGCGCCAGCGAUGAUUGUGUAAAUGCAGCGAGACUUCACGAGAGGCCGUUUCAUGCCGCCUAUAUAAAUGAAAAGAUUCCAUGUCCUCUUCCGCAAUGUAGACGAGAUUUUCGAAAUGAUUUUUUUGAGGUGAACGGGCUCGCUCAGCAUUUUAGAGCGAAACAUAGUGGUGUAACUUUCACAGACAAACACGUGGAUGAAGCAAAAUGCGUGCUAAAGUCAUUGCAUGGCGAAGAAACGAAGAGCCACUUGGAAAAGUUGUCUACCGCGCGUCGUAACCUGGUAAGCACAAUGUUUGCGGACAUAUAUGCAAAUUUUUUUUCUGUAAGGACGCGUCAUAAUACAUGUUGUCAUGUUGACUCAAAGCUGUUUAUAAUUUACAUAUUUUUAGAAGAGCGAACCUUACAUCGGAUACAAUGUAUUUACGAAGCACGGGGAUUGUCACAAUUUAUAUGUCGCUGCAAAAGAUGCGAAAGAGGCUGCUAAACUUGUUGGAAUGGUUCUAUUGCAUUUUGGAUAUCUGAAACCAUACUCCAAGGGCAACAGAGGUGAACCAAUUGAUGUAAAAGGAGGAAACAUCACUGCCACUUUCAAUGUGUUUUUUACUACCAAGACGGAGUCUGGUAAAGAUAUGACUGUGGUCAUUGCAGAAGCCACAUUUGUGAAGAAGGUAGGAACUUAA